This is a messenger RNA of Eimeria mitis, 798 nucleotides long. RefSeq lists its product as uncharacterized. The transcript is spliced from 2 exons. The record is from RefSeq and is a predicted model, not a curated record. Bases 1 to 798 code for a protein of 265 amino acids. Gene Ontology annotation, cellular component: Sec62/Sec63 complex. NCBI's taxonomy places the organism in Eukaryota, Apicomplexa, Conoidasida, Eucoccidiorida, Eimeriidae. Gene Ontology annotation, biological process: post-translational protein targeting to membrane, translocation.
AUGACGAUGGAUUUAUCAUUUAUAUCUGUGGGUUGGUUGUGUUUUUUUAUAUUAUUUGCUGCUGCAGUGUGUGCAGCAGCAUACUUGCUGCUGCAGGAGGGGGCAAAGGGAAAGGAGAGGCAGCAGCUGCUGCAGGAGGCAGCAGCAGCAGCAGCAGCAGAUGCAUGCAACAUAGAUCCCCCAAUAAAAGAAAUAGAAGAAUACGAGGAGCUAAGAAGACAGCUAUUUGAGUUGCUGCUGCAGCAGCAGCAAGUGCAGCCGGACGAGGAGUACCCCGCCGAAGCAGCAGCAGCAGCAGCAACCAACAGCAGCAGCAGCAGCAGCAACAGCAGCAGCAGCAGCAGCAGCAGAUAUAUUCCUUGGCAGCAACGUCUCCUUUCCCCAGAAGAAAAAAAAAAACUAAAGACAAAACUAAUAAGAAGGGCACUAAGGAACAUACCUCGUUGGGUGUAUAUAUCAGCAGCAAGCAGCAGCAAGUAUAGAUUAUAUAGAUGCGGGCUGCUGCAGCAGCAGGCAUGGUCUUCUUUUGCUGCUGCCCAGGAAGAGCUAAACAAAGAACUAUAUUAUAUAAAACAAGAAGCAAACUAUAUAGAAACCAAUUGGGGUGAUGUUAUACUCAGAGACGCGGUGCUGCUGCAUAGACUGGGAGAAACACAAAAACAAAGAAACAAACUACAGCAGCAGCAGCAGCAGCAGCAGCAGCAGCAGCAGCAGCAACAGCAGCAGCAAGAAGCAGCAGCAAAGGCAGACAGAACAGAGCAAACAAAACAUAACAACCAUCACAAAAAGAAACAAUAA